UUCGCAAAAUUUGAUGACGUUUACAGCGAAAUAGUCAACCUUACUUGGUCGAUAAAUUAUUUUGAUUCAUCACCUGUGUUGAAGAAAUAGAAACUGGAUGAUCAUCUGAAAGAGAAAUAGAAGAGCAUCAAAUAAGAAAUUAUUCCAGCUGAAAGAAAAAAUUGUGAUACAAACCAUUUUUGUGAAGACAUUAACAAUUACUUGUAUUUACUAUGGAAAUGAACUAAAGAGAAAACCAUGAAUAAUUCUGUUCAACCCAAGUUUUACACUGUAGAGGUUGGGGACUCUACAUUUACAAUACUUGAGAGGUACCAUAGUCUGAAACCAAUAGGAUCUGGUGCACAAGGAAUUGUGUGUGCUGCUUGUGAUACUGUCACUCAAACAAAUGUUGCCAUAAAGAAACUGAGCCGACCCUUCCAAAAUGUAACUCAUGCCAAGAGGGCAUACAGAGAGUUUGUCCUUAUGGACUUAGUUAACCAUAAAAAUAUUAUUGGUUUGUUAAAUGUUUUUACACCUCAGAGGACAUUAGAAGAUUUUCAAGAUGUAUAUCUUGUGAUGGAGUUAAUGGAUGCCAAUUUGUGCCAAGUGAUUAACAUGGACCUGGACCAUGAUAGAAUGUCGUACUUGUUAUACCAGAUACUGUGUGGUAUCAAACAUCUACAUUCUGCUGGUAUUAUACACAGGGAUUUAAAACCAAGUAAUAUUGUUGUGAAGUCAGAUUGUACAUUAAAGAUAUUGGACUUUGGAUUAGCAAGAACACAAGGGACAGGUUUUAUGAUGACCCCUUAUGUAGUCACAAGAUAUUAUAGGGCACCUGAAGUUAUAUUAGGCAUGGGAUAUAAAGAAAAUGUUGAUAUAUGGAGCGUAGGUUGUAUAAUGGCAGAACUGAUCCGAGGAGCUGUCAUGUUUCCAGGAAGUGAUCAUAUUGAUCAAUGGAAUAAAAUUAUUGAACAAUUAGGGACGCCUUCUAAGGAAUUUAUGCAACGAUUGCAACCAACAGUUAGGAACUAUGUAGAAAACCGGCCACGAUAUGCAGGGUAUAACUUUGAUAGACUUUUCCCUGAUGUGAUAUUUCCACAAGAUAGUACUGAACAUCCAGGCCUACGGGCCAGUAUGGCAAGAGAUUUGUUAUCCAAAAUGCUUGUUGUUGAUCCUGAAAAGAGAAUUUCCGUUGAUGAAGCUUUAAUGCAUCCCUAUAUACACGUAUGGUAUGACGAGAGUGAGGUCAAUGGGGUGAGUGUCCACGUCAGUGAAGCUCAUGUGCCUGCACCACAGCCAUAUGAUCAUACAGUUGAUGAACAAGAGCACACAGUCGAUGAAUGGAAAGACUUGAUUUACAAUGCUGUUAUUACGUAUGGUAAAAAAGAAAAGAAAAAAUCAGCUAUGCAAAACGAGGGAGAGACAAAAAUUCAGGAGUUUUCAUUAUCCAUUGACCAUAAGUAAACUGUAUCAGGAGCUCCUAACAACGAUGACAUGGUGACAGAUGGAGCCACUAACUCUAGUCAAAACCGAUGUCGAUAAUUAAUGUGUAUUAUUAGAUUAUAUUUUAUUCAUUGUUUGGUCAGAUUUUAUUCUGUAAUCAUAUAACAACAAAACAUACAUGUCAACAUUUUGGGAUAUUUUUCUGUACUUAGGAAAUGUACAGAAUAUCAACUCAUAAUGAUUUUUUCCAAAGAAACAUUUUCAAAGUUUGACUGACAUGCUAAAAAAUUCUUUUCUCCCAUUAUGUUUGAACAGCUAUGUAUUUUGUUUCUAUAACUUAUCUGUCUAUAAAACCUUAAAUAUAUAUGAAUGUAAAAAAAAAUAUGUACUAUUUGUUUCUGCUAAUAGAGUGCUUUCAAUGUCAUGCAAGAAAAUCU
Molecule: messenger RNA, 1859 nt
Organism: Mytilus trossulus (common blue mussel)
Lineage: Eukaryota; Metazoa; Mollusca; Bivalvia; Mytilida; Mytilidae
Product: stress-activated protein kinase JNK-like
Exons: 12
Coding region: 238-1443 (401 amino acids)
Biological process (GO): protein phosphorylation; JNK cascade
Cellular component (GO): cytoplasm; nucleus
Molecular function (GO): ATP binding; JUN kinase activity
Source: RefSeq, a predicted model, not a curated record